Salvelinus fontinalis (brook trout) is the source of this 941-nucleotide messenger RNA. Its product is annotated as UDP-GlcNAc:betaGal beta-1,3-N-acetylglucosaminyltransferase-like protein 1. The coding region runs from base 196 to 840 and encodes 214 amino acids. The transcript has 5 exons. NCBI's taxonomy places the organism in Eukaryota, Metazoa, Chordata, Actinopteri, Salmoniformes, Salmonidae. The record is from RefSeq and is a predicted model, not a curated record.
UAUAAUCAUGCCAGUGUAUAACCCCUCCUGUCUGUCUCUCUCUAGUCUAUAGUCAUGCCAGUGUAUAACCCCUCCUGUCUGUCUCUCUCUAGUCUAUAGUCAUGCCAGUGUAUAACCCCUCCUGUCUGUCUCUCUCUAGUCUAUAGUCAUCCCAGUGUAUAACCCCUCCUGUCUGUCUCUCUCUAGUCUAUAGUCAUGCCAGUGCAUAACGCCUCCUGCUGGCUGGAUGAUUGUCUGCAGGGGAUUUUGAACCAGGACUACACUGGCUCUAUGGAACUGUCUGUCUACGAUGACGCCAGCACUGAUGGUUCCAGAGCGAUAGUGGAGGGAUGGAGGGAGAGGCUGGAAAGGAGAGGUGUUUCCAUGGUGAUCUCUGGCCAUGACUCCGCCCAACCCAGGGGAGUGGGUCAUGCCAAGAACCAGGCUGUGUCUCAGAGCUCUGGAACCUACCUCUGCUUUCAGGACGCUGAUGAUGUGAUGAUGCCUCAGCGAAUACAUCUCCAAUACGAGGCCUGCCUCUUCAACUCUACCUCUUUGAUUGGCUGUCAGGUCCGCAGGGAUCCAGAGGGAUCUACUGAGCGCUACACACGCUGGAUCAACAACAUCAGCCAGGACCAACUCAGCACCCAGGUAACACACACUCAGGAUGUGUGUGUAUGUGGGAGUCGCGUGCCAGGCAGUGGCCAGGUCCGAUGGAAACAGGAUGCGUACCGGGAGCCUGCAGUUUACACACACACACACACAUACACACACACACACACACACACACACACACACACACACACACACACACACACACACACACACACACCCAAGGAAGCAGGAGGACCGCUUGUGUAAAAUUCCAGAAUUGUUUUACCUACAUUUGUGUGUGUGACUGAGAGAGAGAUGACUCCUGGCUUUAGGAUGGGCUGGUAUCGCGCAAAAUUCCCAGGUUUUCC